Puccinia triticina is the source of this 561-nucleotide messenger RNA. RefSeq lists its product as uncharacterized. Gene Ontology annotation, cellular component: cytoplasm; microtubule cytoskeleton. The transcript is spliced from 5 exons. Gene Ontology annotation, biological process: protein folding. The record is from RefSeq and is a predicted model, not a curated record. The coding region runs from base 1 to 561 and encodes 186 amino acids. Gene Ontology annotation, molecular function: GTPase activity; GTP binding. Lineage: Eukaryota; Fungi; Basidiomycota; Pucciniomycetes; Pucciniales; Pucciniaceae.
AUGGGUCUACUGACAAUAAUACGGAAGCAGCGGAGGAAGGAAAGAGAGAUGAGGAUCUUGAUGCUAGGACUGGAUAAUGCGGGCAAAACGACUCUUGUGAGGAGGCUCAAGGGCGAUCUGGAUCUCUCGAAGGUUAUGCCCACCCUAGGCUUCAACAUCGAUACCUUAAUUCACCGAUCCUACUCACUAAAUAUCUGGGACAUAGGCGGACAAAAGACCCUGAGACCGUACUGGAGGAAUUACUUCGAAUCAACAGAUGCGAUCAUCUGGGUAAUAGAUUCUACUGACCGGGCUCGACUAUCAGAUACCUCAAUCGAACUAAACCAACUAUUGUUGGAGGAACGGCUGGCUGGUGCUUCUUUAUUAGUGUUUGCGAACAAGCACGAUCUGGCAGGGGCUUUAUCCCUCGAAGAGAUUGAGCAGGCGCUUGCUCUCAAAGCAAAACCCACCGGUCAUCGAUAUCGCAUCAUGGCUUGUAGUGCAAUCUCAGGUAUGAAUGUGAUGGAAGGCUUGGAUUGGGUAGUUGACGAAGUCGCCAGUCGCUUGUAUCUUCUUCAGUAA